Rhizophagus irregularis DAOM 181602=DAOM 197198 is the source of this 1579-nucleotide messenger RNA. RefSeq lists its product as uncharacterized. Gene Ontology annotation, molecular function: protein binding. Lineage: Eukaryota; Fungi; Glomeromycota; Glomeromycetes; Glomerales; Glomeraceae. Gene Ontology annotation, cellular component: nucleolus. The record is from RefSeq and is a predicted model, not a curated record.
AUAAAAAAAAAAAAAAUUUUUUUCAGUUUAUUUUUACUCCUAGAAAAUAAAAAAACGCGUCUAAAUGUCGUCAAAUUCUGAUGCCAAUAUCCCAACAGAGCUUUACUCUUUAGUUCUUCAAUUUUUAAAAGAUGCAGGUCUAUCACAAACAGCUAAAAUUUUUAAAAAAGAAAUAAAUAAGUCAAUAAAAGUUGUAAACCAAAAACUUGGCUUAAUCGAGGUUUACAAGUCUUACAAUUCUCUUUUAGCUGGUAAAACCAUUGAAAAAGUAGAAUCUGAUGAUUCUUCAUCGAUUUCUGAGAAUAGCUCUAAUCAUGAAGAGAACGAGAGUAUCAAUGAAUCAUCAUCCUCAUCUGAAGAUGAUGAUCAAAGUUCAGAGGAUGAAGUUUUAAUAAAAGAAACUAAUUCCAAAAAUGAAUCUGAUAAAGUGGAUGAACCUUCUGGUGAGGAAUUAAAAAAUGAUGAUGAAAUGAAAGAUAGUUCAAGUUCUUCAAGCGAAGAUGAUGACGAUUCUUCUGAUUCUUCCUCAAUUGAAGAGGAAAAUAAUGGUAAUGUUUUAAGUUCUGGUAAAGAAUCGGACAGUUCAGAUUCUAGUAGUUCAGAUUCAUCUUCUGAACAAAGUGAAAACGAAGAACAAAGUGUUGGGGCGUCAAAUGUAAAUGAAGAUUCAGAUCUUUCCAACGAGUCAUCCAGCGAAUGUUCAUCAAGUAAUAGUUUAAGUGAAGAUGAUGAAGAAAAUAGUAAAAUGAAAAUUCGUUCCGAUAACGAAUUAGUUUCAUCUAGUAGCGAAGAAAGUGAUAAGGAACAAGAAAAAGGUUCUAACGUAGCUGAUACUCGAGAUAACAAUAAAACCAACAGUAACAACAGCAACAGUAGUGAUAAUGAAUCAGAGGAAAGUGAUAAUGAAUCUGAAGAUGAAAGUAAACCAGGAAAUACACAAAACAAUAUAAAUAAUAUUAAAGAACAUAGUGGAGAAAACAAAGAUAGAUUAUUUCAUAGUAAUGGUAAAAUAGCCAGUACUGAAAUAGACAAGUCGGAAUCAAGUAAUUCAUCACAUAAAAUAAAUGUUCCUUUAACUAACGGAAAUAAAUUAAAACAUAAACUUGAUUCAAAUAAUGACACUUUGGAUGGUAAAGAUUAUACACGACCUCCUAAAAAACUAAAUUCGAAUGUGAGUACUAAAUAUGUUACGACUAGUGUACAUUUUAAACCAUUAUCAGUGUAUAAAAAUCAGAAAAAAAAUGGUAAAUCGAAUAAAACGGAAAACGAAAGUAAUAGUAAUGGAAAUAUAUAUAACCGCAGAAUAAAUCCGAAAGAAGUGGAAUUUCUUGAUGAACGAUUAAAAGACAACAGCUUUCUGGCUAAAGACGGUGCUAUUGACUCUUAUGGUUAUAAGGCUCAUAAUGAUUUAUUUGCUACCCGAGGUAAAGAUUUUCGUGCGCAAAAAACUAAAAAGAAAAGAGGAUCUUAUCGUGGAGGAAAGAUUGAUUUUGAGUCUCACUCUAUAAAGUUUGCUGUGGAUGAUUAAAAAUUUGUUUUAAUAUUAAUAAAUAAUACAAUUGAUUUUCAAUCAUAAAAU